AUGCCGCCCGAAGAAUUACAAGCGGCUGCAGAUGCCUUGCAAAGAGCGAAACGUUCCGAAAGCCACUCGUCGUCGCAUUCGUACCAUCCCCAACAUUCCACCCAUCCUCGUUACCCCAAUGCCCAUCCAGGAAGCUCCACCUAUGGAUCGCAAGGAUCGAGCAAGGAUCCCUCAAGGGUGGCGUCGACGAAUCAUUCGCGGAUCCAUAGCCAAGCAAGCAGUGCGCAGUCAAGUCCGAAGCAUCAUGUGCGAGGGCGACGGCUUCUCAUGAAGGACAUGCCUGUUGGUGGCAUGAUUCUUGGUAGCGCUGGCGCCCGUGGGAAUGAAGCAGGCAAGGCAGACGUUACCGUUACCCAGCAAAGAUCAUCAAGGAGGCAAUCGCCUCAGGCUCCCAUCCACAUCAGCCCCACAUUUGUCUCAACCAUUCCUUUCUCUGCAGACGCUUACUCGGCGGGCGGACCAGAUGGGGCGAUGCAUUAUAUCCCUCAUAGCCACAUAGCCGCUCCUCAACCUAACCCACCUCAUGAACAGGCUACUUACGAACCUUACCCUGGACCAGGUCCUAAUGGAUAUCUGAACUAUGUGCCACAGAGCUACCCGCCAGGGCAGCAUAUAUAUCCACACUACGGAUAUUAUGGACAACCGUACGCCCACUGGAGUGUGCAGGAGCAGGUGGCUAUGUACCCGCCUUACGCUUCGUUUCAAGCAGAGCAGCAACGGCUUCCGCAGCAGCGAGCGCUACAUAACCCUGAAGGAAGUUUGCCUUCGCCCACAAUGAUCGUAAAACCGCCGCCGCGAGAGUCCGACGCUAUCGCUGGAUAUCGCGAGCUCGCACCUCCAAUAUCACGUGAACCAGACAAUAUGCCCAGCGUCGGAAUUGCUGUCGGGCCCAGAGGGAGGCGUGCGAACAACAUUGUUUUCGGGAGCAUCGGCGUAUCGGGAUCGAGCGAGAACCCCAGUCCGAUCUUGCCUGCCGCUCACUUGGUGGAGAAACCUGAGGAUAGUAGAGAAGGGAUUCUACCUGACGCGGGGGAAGAUGCGGAGAAGCCCGUCAUGAAGUUCUCGAUCGGGGUGGCCCUCGGCGAAGCUGGUCCAUCACAGUUGAGGCCAAGGAGACGUUCGCAGGCCCGGACUCGGGGAGAAACCGCUUUUGCAUCGUUAGGCAGUGGGGUGCAGGAGUCACAAGAGUCAUCAAACCAAGUAGGUGCAGAGGGCAAGGAGGUGCAGGUCAUCGACUUAACAGAUCCCGAGACGAAGUGGGAGUUCGGGACGACGAGGCGGGCUAAAGGCAAGGAUGCCGUCGCUAUUCCUGCAUCCUCGCCUGCUCUUGGGCCCGUGAAUGUAAUUUCUAACCCUGUCUCUGCGGUGGCGACUGGAGGGGCGCCGUUCAACGUUGGAAUACUGUUCAGCGGUCCAUCACAGCCCUCUCCACAACGUCUGGAUCAACCAUCCCCGCCACCGCUGCAGCACCCACCAUAUAUUUCGAUACCGCUGGAUGAUCUACAGCUUCACACGGGCAUGGGGCCUUACCCAGUUCGUAUGCCAUCCCAACAACCGUUAUCGGGAGAGAGUACAGACGAAUGGGAGGUCAAGGAUUUCGGCUACGGGUUUGGGAGGGCUAGCGGGACAGGGUAUGCGCCUGUAUUAGCAAAGGAGGAGAGGAUGAGGAGAGAGAGGGAACGUGAACGUGAACGUGAAAGAGAGAAGGGAAAGGAGUCGAGGGAGCAGGAAAGGGAGACCGUAAUUGGUGCGAAUGGUGCGGCAUCUGGUUUUGGGACGAGGCCGAGGAGGGGGUCGUAUACCGGUCACUUGGAACCACGACGCGGUUACGGAGGAUACGAGCGAGGUGGGUUUAGUCAUGACCGGGGAGGGUUCGGCGAGAGAGGCUAUGUUCGCGGUCGAGGGCGGGGUAUGGGCGCUGGGUAUGGAAGAGCGUGGUCUCAUGGCGCUUCGAGGGGUGGAUUCCGCGGGUAUAGUAAUGACUAUGCCCCCACCCACCAGUCGCCCCCGUUCACAGUCGCGCCUCCUCUGCCACCACUUCAAACCCUACCCCUCAAUGUGUCCACACUGACGCAGGGUGAGAUAUACUAUCCUCAACAGGAAUAUCAGGCAUACGUUCCACUUCAAGGGUACGAAGAGUACGCAUACCGGCCAUACGUACCCGCCUUCCCCCCUCCACCCGCUUCUGUGGCGGCUUCUGUUACUCCACCCCAACUCAUACCGAGGCCCAUAUCGGAAUUAACAUUUCCAUUGGACCCAACACGGUAUCACCUACUUGCGCAGCUGGAAUAUUAUCUGAGUCCGCAAAACUUGGCGUCAGAUUUCUUCUUGCGGCAGCAGAUGGACUCUCGCGGAUGGGUAUCGAUUCGUCUGUUGGCUUCGUUCAAUCGGGUCAAACAGUUGACGAUGGAUCUGCUGCUUGUGAGGGAGAUGUUGACGCUUUCAACAACUUUAGAGGUGAGUCCCGAUGGGGAGCACACACGGAUGGGUGCUGGGCAAUGGAAGCAGUUCAUGCUCCCCACUGCCGCAACGAGCGUCGUCGAGGGAGGCCUGGACACUAUAGGUGGGGAUGAAGCCAACGAAAGAGAGGGUGAGACCGUGGAUGGUGAGGACGGUGAUGUGGAAGUGGAUGAAGUGGAGGAAGAUGAAGUGGAGGAAGAUGAUGAGGAAGAUGAGGUUGAGUUUGUGAUGGGCGGAGAGGCAGGGCAGUUGCACCCUUGGGUCAUGGCUUCGUAGGACCUCCGUUCGUAUGAAGACGGGCCCCAGGACUAUAGAUUCCACUAUGGUGAAUCGAGGAACAAAACCUCACACGCUAAAUGAUUGUUCA
This is a messenger RNA of Heterobasidion irregulare TC 32-1, 2827 nucleotides long. RefSeq lists its product as uncharacterized. Gene Ontology annotation, biological process: positive regulation of translation. The record is from RefSeq and is a predicted model, not a curated record. Lineage: Eukaryota; Fungi; Basidiomycota; Agaricomycetes; Russulales; Bondarzewiaceae. Bases 1 to 2736 code for a protein of 911 amino acids. Gene Ontology annotation, cellular component: cytoplasmic stress granule; cytosol. Gene Ontology annotation, molecular function: RNA binding. The transcript has 3 exons.